Molecule: messenger RNA, 1512 nt
Organism: Dovyalis caffra
Lineage: Eukaryota; Viridiplantae; Streptophyta; Magnoliopsida; Malpighiales; Salicaceae
Source: the annotation of a GenBank genome assembly
AUGGAGAUGAUGACGAAGGUUCAGAAAAAGAGGAUGAUAAGGAGAAAGCAGGAGUUGAAGAUGACAAUGCUUAUUGAAGAGAAGCUUAUAUUAGCAGGCAAUUACACCAAACACCUUGACCGUGUUCUUGAGGAAGCAGCUGCUGAGUUUCAUCCACAUGAUAAAUUUUUACAGUGCUGCAAAGAUUGCACUCAACAGAGAAGUCCAAGAUUUGAUCCCUUGAAGUCCUCAACCAUUGAAGCUGUAAGUCUUGGGGCAGAAAGACUCAACAUUAGUUCUAAUGCUUUUGAGUGGACAAUGCAGGGUGGUGGUGGGGGUGCUAAUGGAGCUGAUCUGGUGUUAGAUGCUGGAAGCUUAUUUCAUCAAAGAUGGUCGCAUGUGUUUUGCCUAGCAAUAGAACCAAUGAUUAUACCUAAAGAUGACAGGAAUAUUGAUCGGUCCGAAAUUAGAGUCCUUUUGACCUUACCCUGCAUAGCAACAAAUGCAAAACCUCAUAAAUUAGUUACCAAAUUGAUUCAUCGUUACUCUACUACGCCUCCAUUAGUCUACACUAAGAAUGAUGAUGCUCAAAGCAAUCUCAUAGCUGACAACAGGUUAUUUCUUGUGAAAUUCUCUAUUGGAGAGCUGCCAGUUCAAAAACUAGCUGCGAUGGAUACUGGCAGUGGUCUCGUAUGGGUUCAAUGCGAAGGCUGCAAAGAUUGCUUCACACAAAGAAGUUCAAGAUUUGAUCCCUUCAACUCCUCAAUGUAUCUUAGUUUACCAUGCUCGCAUGAUUCAUGUGAUCAUCGAUAUAUCUCUCGAUGCAAUCCUGACAUUCCUGGCAGUUGCACGUAUUUUAUGUCCUAUGGUGACUAUACUACAAAUGGGGAGAGUAAUAGUGAAAAAUGGGAUGGAAUAUUUGGAUUAGGAAAUUUCCUGAAUGGAUCGAUAGUAAAGAAACUAGGCAACAGAUUUUCUUAUUGCAUCGACAAAGUAAAUGAUCCUUCGUACAAUUUCAAUCGAUUGACCAUAGGUGAUGGGGUGAUUUUCGAAGGUUAUUCAACCCCUUUAGAAGCAGGACUCCAUUAUUACGUAACGCUUGAAGACAUAAGUUCUGAUGAAGCAAGACUCGGCAUAGAUCCUAAUGCUUUCGAGAAGAAAUCGGACAGUGAUGCCCUGGUGUACAACCUAGUCAGGAAAAGAGUUUCAUAUCUCUUGGAUGGAAAGUUCAGACAACAUGUGUAUACAGAGGAUCCAUGGAUGUUGUGUUAUGAGGGAAUCGCAAGCCGAGACGUUCAAGGAUUUCCUGUCCUGACGUUUCAUUUAGCUAAUGGAGCUGAUCUAGUGUCAGAUUCUGAAAGCUUAUUUUUUCCAGUUGAACCAAAUGUAUUCUGCCUAUCCAUGCAACCGUCAGGAAAUGGAGAACCAUCCGUGAUUGGAGUAAUGGCUCAACCAUAUUAUAAUGUGGCUUUCGACCUCCAAGAAAAGAAGAUUUAUCUCCAAAGAAUUGAUUGUCAGCUACUCGAUGAUUAA